Messenger RNA from Perognathus longimembris pacificus (Pacific pocket mouse), 2654 nucleotides. RefSeq names its product gamma-aminobutyric acid type A receptor subunit rho2 (gene Gabrr2). The coding region runs from base 926 to 2383 and encodes 485 amino acids. Gene Ontology annotation, molecular function: GABA-A receptor activity; extracellular ligand-gated monoatomic ion channel activity; neurotransmitter receptor activity. The record is from RefSeq and is a predicted model, not a curated record. The transcript has 9 exons. Gene Ontology annotation, biological process: regulation of membrane potential; chemical synaptic transmission; monoatomic ion transmembrane transport. Gene Ontology annotation, cellular component: neuron projection; membrane; GABA-A receptor complex. Lineage: Eukaryota; Metazoa; Chordata; Mammalia; Rodentia; Heteromyidae.
AAUUGUAUCAUCCUGAUUUGCUGCUUUUCUUUUUCUUCUCUACAUAAUAAAACCCCAAUUCUCUUUCCCUGCCAGCUCUCCCUCCUGGCUUCCAACCCUGACUCCAUGUUUUCUUUCCCAGUGCCAGGACACAGCAGCGAAGAAAUGAGUACUUUCUGAACACACGGAAUUCUUCUCAAGAGUUGAAGAUAAUAGCCACAUGUACCUUUGUAUUUUAAUGUGUAUAAUCCUGUAUCACAGGAUGAGAAUCAUUCCUAAUUUCUGAUGUUUGACUUCAUGUAUUUCAGGGUCAAAGAUGAAGGUUAGUUUAAUGCUCAUGAUAGAAAAAAGCUUAUAUAACCAUGAAUUCUACUUUGGUUUAUACUCUCCUUCAAAAUCAAAAUGUUUUGUAUGCUUUAGUAUGUAACAACAAACAAAAGGCAUUUAUUUGGGGGAAAGCUGGGGAAAGGCAAGCAUAUUCUCUGAGGUCAAGAAAUCAAGCAACCCUCUGAAAACAGGUUAUUUUCUCAGCAGCUCCUGAACACAUUUGCAGACCCCUCUCCAUGCUCAAAUCCACUGGGAAUCUGUGCUGACUCCAGGCUGGUGUGACAGGCUGGUUUUAUGCAGCUAGGACAUGGAUUAAUGAUCUCGGCAAAAAAGCUGGCAUGUUCAAGAGAUUUAAUUUUUUUAUAUAACGGUUUUAGCCAAAGCUGUUCUAGGGUUCAGCGGAAGCAGAGUUCCGCAGGAGGGCAAACUUCUUGCUAAUGGCGAUGGUCUAAGCAUUGGGGAGGGCAAAGCUGGUGCUUGGGUCAGGCUGGUGGGGGGGCGGGGAGAGUGUGGGUGGGACAGGCAUCUGUACCAAGCAGCUGAGUGGGGAGAUCAGCCCUGCCAGCCAAGUCUCAAAGCACCUGCGAGGAGCACCGGCAGGAGGCCGAGGGCAGAAUCAAUGCGCAAAUCAGGGGGCAUUGGCCCCACCGAAGUUUGCUGUGUCUUAGAUACUCACGGCAUGCCUUAUUCUACCAGACUCGUUUUGUUCUUGUUUUGCCUCAUGCUGCUUGUGGAGAGCAGGAAGCCCAGGAAGAAGAGAUGGGCCGGGCAGCUGGAAGUGCCCAAGCUCAGCAACUUGUACAAAAAGAGCCUCGAUGUGACCAAACUCCGAGCAGGAAAACCUCAGCCUCUCCUCAGAGUGGAUGACCACGACUUCACCAUGCGGCCGGCCUUUGGAGGCCCUGCCAUCCCGGUGGGCGUGGACGUGCAGGUGGAGAGUCUGGACAGCAUCUCUGAGGUGGACAUGGACUUCACGAUGACGCUGUACCUGCGGCAUUAUUGGAAGGACGAGAGGCUGGCCUUCCCCAGCACCAGCAACAAGAGCAUGACAUUCGAUGGCCGGCUGGUGAAGAAGAUCUGGGUCCCCGAUGUCUUCUUUGUUCACUCCAAAAGGUCAUUCACUCACGACACCACCACUGACAACAUCAUGCUGAGGGUAUUCCCAGAUGGCCAUGUGCUGUACAGCAUGAGGAUUACAGUCACGGCCAUGUGCAACAUGGACUUCAGCCACUUUCCUUUGGACUCCCAGACCUGCUCUUUGGAGCUGGAGAGCUAUGCAUAUACAGAUGAAGAUUUAAUGCUGUAUUGGAAGAAUGGUGAUGAAUCCCUGAAAACAGAUGAGAAGAUCUCCUUGUCCCAGUUUCUGAUUCAGAAGUUUCACACGACUUCCAGACUUGCCUUCUAUAGCAGCACUGGUUGGUACAACCGACUUUACAUUAACUUCACGUUACAUCGCCACAUCUUCUUCUUCUUGCUCCAGACCUAUUUCCCUGCCACCCUGAUGGUCAUGCUUUCCUGGGUGUCCUUCUGGAUUGACCACAGAGCUGUGCCGGCCAGAGUAUCAUUGGGAAUCAUGACGGUACUGACCAUGUCCACAAUCAUCACGGGAGUGAACAGCUCCAUGCCCCGUGUAUCCUACAUCAAGGCCGUGGACAUCUACCUGUGGGUCAGCUUCGUGUUUGUGUUCCUCUCGGUGCUGGAGUACGCAGCCGUCAACUACCUGACCACCGUGCAGGAGUGGAAGGAACGGAAGCUGCGGGAGAAGUUCCCAUGCAUGUGUGGAAUGCUUCAUUCAAGAACUAUGAUGCUGGAUGGGAGCUACAGUGAAUCUGAAGCCAACAGCCUGGCUGGGUACCCAAGAAGCCAUAUUCUGCCAGAAGAAGAAAGGCAAGACAAAAUAGUGGUUCACCUGGCCCUGAGCAGCGAGUCCAGCUCCAACAGAAAGAAGGGGCUUCUCAGGGGCCAGAUGGGGCUUCGCCUCUUCCAGAACACCCAUGCCAUUGAUAAAUACUCCAGGUUGAUAUUUCCUGCCUUUUAUAUAUUUUUCAAUUUAAUCUAUUGGUCAGUGUUUUCCUAGGGGCUCCCGUGCCAGGACAUCACCAGUGGAUGCAUGGACCUGCUGGCCCUGUGCCCCACACCACACCAUGGCCAACACCCCUUGUCUGAGUUCAGGGGUCUCCAGCUGCACUUAGCACCAACCUUGCUCAUACUAUGUCUGUGUCACACUUCUCAACUCAACUUUCUUCUGUUCUUGAGUGCAAAUCUGUUUAGAAACAUUCCUGUCCUAUUAAAAAAAACUGACUCAAAUGCUUCCCAAAUGUUCUGAGACCCUCAUGAAACCUAGAAUU